Westerdykella ornata is the source of this 642-nucleotide messenger RNA. RefSeq lists its product as uncharacterized. The record is from RefSeq and is a predicted model, not a curated record. The transcript has a single exon. The coding region runs from base 1 to 642 and encodes 213 amino acids. NCBI's taxonomy places the organism in Eukaryota, Fungi, Ascomycota, Dothideomycetes, Pleosporales, Sporormiaceae.
AUGUCUCGCUCUCCAGAAGCCGGAGAUAAAGCGGACGUUCCUUUCGAAAAUUCCAAUUCUCGUACAUACAACCAAAUCGCCGCCACCCAUAUCCGUGAGCUCUCCGACAUCGACCGCGUGAGUACCUCUACCCUCACCCCUCCCCUGUCACCCCCGCAACUAACUCUCUCUCCCCACCAGCAAAUUCCCCAGAUCCUCUACAAAAGCGCCCAUUCUAUCUCCCUUCUCACCAACAAGCCCAUCUCCUCCUCCGACUCCCCUCCUGAUCCGUCCACCCGCGCGCAAACGAUCCACGACACCUCCUAUGACCUGUUCCUCCUCAUCAACCAAAUUCGCGGCCUACUCCACAAGCAAGUUGACGAGCUUCAAGCUGAGAAGGUCAUACCCGCAGAGGCAACGCGGUUUCUCCCCGCUCCGCAGCUGCGAGAUGAUGACGCGCGCGACAGAGCCAGGGAGGAACAAGAGAAACAAUCUAAGAUAACGAACGGAGGGAUGGGAAAUUUGACUGUUGCAGAAUUGAACGCGAGAGCCAGAGUGAGGCAGGGAGGAGAGGAUGAGGUGUAUAGCCGGUUACAGAACAUUCUGGACGAGCUCAAAAAGAGAGUUGAUAUCGAUACGGACGAAACGACCAUGGAAACCUGA